UAAAAGGGAAAGAGAGAAGGGGAGAGAGAGGACCGCAGAGAGCUCGAACACAGAAAGAAGAAGAAAGAGAGAGAAAGAAGGAGAAGAAGAAGAGAAAGAAAAAGAGGGGUUUCGCGUAUUCUCGUCAUGGGAGCCUCGCCAAGCCACGUUAACUACGUAACGCAACGCUCGGAAUAUGAGUGCAUUGGCUCAAGUAACUACGUAGGUUGAUUUUCGACUUUUCCAGGUUCCUCGACUAACGAUGAGUAGGUACGAGAGCGAUAUGGAUGUGGGGACUUUUAAGAGUUGGAUUUUGGGAGCUUUGAGGCUGCGUCCUUUGGGUAGAAGGACGGCCGUGUCAUCCCCCAUUCUUGAUGGUUUUGGGGUGUGACACCAUCACUCUAUGGACUCAAAGUAUGACGUCUCAAGCACCCAACAUUUUCUCAAAAUAAAAAAUUUGCACUAUCAUAGGGAGACUUCGUCGAACAGCUGAGCUCAAAGUCCAUUUGGAUUUUCGGAUCCUUUCUUUCGAUUUCAAACAGUACCAAGUAAUCUUGCUAUAUCCUCUUUUCUUCUUGAGUAAGCUUUGAUCUCAUGAGAUCAAUGAGCAAGAGAAAUGACGAGAAUCCAUGAUAUCUGUUUGGUUGAGAAGCUUGCCAUGUUUGUCGAGCAAGAGGUGAAUCUAUUGAAAGGGGUACGUGGAGAAAUUGAACUCAUUAGAGAUGAAUUUGAGCGCAUGAAAGCCUUCUUAAAGCACGCUGAGUCAUCGAAAGACGAUGACCCCGAGUUGAAGGUAUGGGUGAAACAAGUCAGGGAUGUUGCAUAUGAUGUGGAGGAUAUUCUAGAUGAAUUCACGCUCAACUUGGCAAGAGAUCAUGGAGAUGGGGUCAUGAGGUACCUCCACAAGAUCAAGCUAUCCAUAAACAACUUGAAAGAGCGCCAUCAUCUCUCCUCCAAAAUAACAGACAUCAGGACAAAAGUUCUCAACAUUAGUGAAGGGCAUCGACGAUACCAUUUCAAGUCGUAUUGCACGGAGCAAAGUACGAGCGCAUCCAUUGGAGGCACCUCAUGGCACAAUCUUAGGGAGGACACUUUUCCAGUCGAGGAAGAUGAAUUGGUGGGGAUUGAUCAGCCAAGAGAAGAGCUUAUUAAGUGGCUUGUUGACGGAGAACCCGGACUUGAAGUUGUAUCAAUAUUAGGGAUGGGGGGUUCAGGGAAGACCACUCUGGCAGAAAGAGUGUACGACAAUCACCAAGUAAAAGCUUACUUCCAAAGCCAUGCAUGGAUUAGUGUCUCGCAAUCCUAUAAGAUUCAAAAUAUUUUGAGAGACAUGAUCGAACAACUUCAUGGAGAAAUUGAGCAACGAGCCCCACAAGGAAUAGAAUCCGCGAAUAGCGUGAGGCUCAAACAAAUAUUGAAAGACUUUUUGCGCCAUAAAAGAUAUAUCAUUGUUCUAGAUGAUGUAUGGAACUUGGAAGCACUAGAAGGUAUAAAAAGUGCAAUGCCCAAUGGCAGUUGCAAUAGCAGAAUAAUAAUCACUACUCGCAUGGCUGAUAUUGCUACUUUCUCAUCCAACCAAUCAAAAGUUUAUAGCCGUAAGCCCUUGUCUCCAGAAGAAUCAUGGUCCUUAUUUUGCAAGAAAGCCUUUCAUGGGAAACUCUGUCCUCCUCACCUAAAAAACCUUUCACAACAGAUUUUGAAAAAAUGUGAGGGUUUGCCACUUGCUAUAGUGGCAAUUGGUGGUCUUCUCUUUGCAAAAGAUGUCCAAGAAUGGGAGAUGAUUUCUCAUAGCCUUGCUAUAGAAUUAGAAAGCAAUGAUAGGAUGCAAAUUUUCAGGAAAAUUCUCAGCUUGAGCUAUAUUGAUUUGCAUCAUAACUUGAAAAGUUGCUUUUUGUACUUGGGUUUAUUUCCAGAGGAUCACGUGAUUGAGUGUAUGACACUCAUUCGUUUGUGGAUUGCAGAAGGAUUUAUUGAGGAAAGAGAACAUAUGACACGGGAGGAGGUUGCUCAAAGAUACCUGAACGAGCUUAUAAACAGAAAUUUGGUGCAAAUUGCGGAAACAAAUUUAGAAGGAGGGCUACAAACUUGUAGGGUACAUGACCUAAUGCGUGAAAGUAUCCUUUCUAAGUUAAAGGAUGAAAACUUUGUUUCGUUUUUUCAUUUGCAUCUGAGGAGAAAGUAG
Molecule: messenger RNA, 2161 nt
Organism: Eucalyptus grandis
Lineage: Eukaryota; Viridiplantae; Streptophyta; Magnoliopsida; Myrtales; Myrtaceae
Product: disease resistance protein RPM1
Exons: 3
Coding region: 596-2161 (521 amino acids)
Biological process (GO): defense response to other organism
Molecular function (GO): ADP binding
Source: RefSeq, a predicted model, not a curated record